AUGGAGAGACCGCUGGGUUUCACCCACGAGGGCGUAGAGAUCAAGAGAUCGUCCUCCGCCACGGUUCCAACGCUCCGGAUGAUCCACCAGCCCACUCCAGGCCAGGGCCAAGGCGAGCAGCAGGACUGCGCAUUGGCUUUCAUGGACCGGGACUUCUGGGUCCGCAAGUGGAGCUUGGACGAUGUCGAGGGCACGGCGUCGGGGAGGCACUUCUUCCUCCCGCGCGACUGGAUCAACCUGGAUUGUUUGCAUCUUGCUCAGGUCACCGCCGACGGCAGGUUUCUGUGCCCGCGGAACGGGGAGGUCGCGGUGGUGCAUAACGGGUUGAGCAGUGUGUUCUUGGCGGACCAGGGUCGAGAGCUCACUGUCUGCAGCUAG
Molecule: messenger RNA, 378 nt
Organism: Diaporthe citri
Lineage: Eukaryota; Fungi; Ascomycota; Sordariomycetes; Diaporthales; Diaporthaceae
Exons: 1
Coding region: 1-378 (125 amino acids)
Source: RefSeq, a predicted model, not a curated record